AUAACACCCCAUGCAUGCAUUUCACCAUGACCAAACCACGCCUAAACCUAGCUAGCUAAUAAGCUCCAAGGCUCCAAGCAAAGUAAUUAAGAUGACCAUGAAAGUGAAGAGCACCAUGAUGGCUGCUUCCAUGCUGCUCUUCCUCCUCGUCCUCGCCGGCAUCGUCACCGCCACCACCACCACCACCGACAGCAACAUUCGCCUCCCCAGCAACGGCGCCGCCGGCGAAACCGAUGGAAACAAACAGGCGAAAUCCAGACCGUGGGAGUGCUGCGACAACAUCGAGAUGUCCGUGCUCAAGAUCUACCCGCCGCGGUGGCGUUGCAACGACGAGGUGAAGCAGUGCGCCGCCGCCUGCGAGAACUGCCUGCAGCUGGUGCCCGGGGCCGGCGGCGAAGAUGUCGUCUUCGUCUGCGACGACUGGUACCCGACCACCAACCCUGGCCCCGUCUGCACGCCGCGGCCGUGGGGCGAUUGCUGCGACAAGGCCUUCUGCACCAGGUCUCUCCCACCGAUCUGCCACUGCGCCGACGAGGUGGCGUCGUGCGCCGCCGCCUGCAAGGAGUGCGACAUGGUGAAUUCGUCGUCGGAGCCGCCUCGCUAUAUCUGCCGCGACCACUUCACCGGCGAGCCCGGGCCCAUGUGCGCAUGAACUGAUUAACUAUAGCUAGCUAUAUCAAGCUAGCUGAUUAUAUUGAUCCUUUCACCAAUAAAUAUAUGUUCGCGUCGUUCGCGAUCGAUCGAACGAUCAGUCUGCGUGUGUUCUAGCUUGUUCGUAUUCGUACAUACGUACGUGUGUACAAUUUGUCUGUGUGUUGUGUCUAUCGUGUGGUUUGAUGUUGGUAUGCGUGUUAUGUCAUGUGUUACGAAGUUAUCAUGAUAAAUAAAAGACGAAUGAGAGAUCUAUUCGUCUAUCGAUAUCCA
Oryza sativa Japonica Group (Japanese rice) is the source of this 924-nucleotide messenger RNA. Its product is annotated as Bowman-Birk type bran trypsin inhibitor. Gene Ontology annotation, cellular component: extracellular region. The record is from RefSeq and is a predicted model, not a curated record. NCBI's taxonomy places the organism in Eukaryota, Viridiplantae, Streptophyta, Magnoliopsida, Poales, Poaceae. Gene Ontology annotation, molecular function: serine-type endopeptidase inhibitor activity.